Miscanthus lutarioriparius is the source of this 1173-nucleotide messenger RNA. The record is from the annotation of a GenBank genome assembly. NCBI's taxonomy places the organism in Eukaryota, Viridiplantae, Streptophyta, Magnoliopsida, Poales, Poaceae.
AUGGCGGCGCUGCUCCUUGGUUGGUAUGCCUGUAUCGAUGAAAUCGAUGGAGCCGAGAUGAACAAGCGAACAUCAAGUCAUCAACACAGGAGAAGCGAAGCAGCAGUGGUAGAAGAAUCCAUGGCAACCCAAGACAGCAGCAGAAUGGGAUGGCAACCCAAGACAGAGUUAGCCUUUGGGGGCAGGUACCGAAGUGUUGGUACGCAGCGUGCGGUUACGGCAGCGCGGAUAGCGAGCGUAUGGCCACCCACUUCGUCCUCAACACCGGCGCGAAAAUCCCCCGGGCUCGGCACCUGGCAGGCCGACAAUGGACUCGUUGGCGACGCCGUCUAUGCCGCCGUGAAGGCAGGUUACAGGCACAUUGACUGUGCUCAAGCAUACAACAACGAAAAAGAGGUCGGGGUUGGUCUCAAGAAAGUGCUGGACGAGGGCAUAGUCAAGCGUGAAAAUCUCUUCAUCACCUCCAAGCUCUGGAACACCAACCAUGCGCCGGAGGACGUCCCGGUCGCGCUGGAUGGCACACUGAAGGACCUGCAAACUGACUACGUGGAUCUUUACCUCAUGCAUUGGCCGGUGAGAAUGAAGAAAGGCGCCGGCUUCGGUCCGCAGAGCGUUGUUCCGUCAGAUAUCCCCGCGACGUGGGCCGCGAUGGAGAAGCUGUACGACGCCGGCAAGGCGCGCGCCAUCGGUGUCAGCAACUUCUCGAGCAAGAAGCUGGCGGACCUGCUCGCCGUGGCGCGCGUUCCCCGGCCGUCGACCAGGUCGAAUGCCACCCCGUGUGGCAGCAGGGCAAGCUCCGCGCCUUCUGCGACUCCAAUGGGAUACACCUCUCCGUACGCCUACUCGCCGUUGGGGUCGCCAGGCACGAUGAUGGUGAAGGCGGGCGCGGUGCUGGAGCACCCGGUCGUCGUCUCGGCGGCGGAGAAGCUGGGGAAGACGCCUGCGCAGGUGGCGCUGCGCUGGGGCAUCCAGAUGGGGCACAGCGUGCUCCCGAAGAGCACCGACGAGGAGAGGAUCAGGGCGAACAUCGACGUCUACGACUGGCCCAUCCCGGACGACCUGUUCGCCAAGUUCUCGGAGAUCGAGCAGGUCAGGCUGCUGAGAGCUGAGUUUGCAGUUCAUCCUCAGGGCGGCUACAGUACAUUGGAGGAUUUUUGGGAUGGUGAAAUAUGA